CCUUUCGUCAUUCCAGGGUGGAACUACAAUGAAUGGCAGGAAGUUACUGCAACCAAUCACCAUUCACGAACUAUGCAGAAGUUGUAUUCACAGAUAAUCCUACACAUGAGUACAAACACCAGCGACUGACGGACAGGAGGGCAGAUUCAUUUUAGUAUUAUUAUUAGCUUGCUAGUAAUCUAUUAAAUAUACACAUUUGAUACAAUUUCUACGUGGGUAUGGAAGAGGAGGUAACGAAAACCACAGGCGAACUCUCAGUGGGUGAGAUGUAUGUGUCUGACAAAGAAGGAAAUGACCAGGACGGUGAUGGAACAGAGCCGAAGCCUUUCAAGACCUCAUUGAGGGCAGAGGAUUCUGAGAGACGAGAGAAGAACCUGGAAGAAGCGAAGAAAAUCACCAUUGAGAAUGACUCGAGCCUUCCAGAGCCCAAAACGGUGAAAAUCUUUCAGCUGGAGCCUCUCCGAGGGGAGAGAGUGAAGGUGUUUGGCUGGGUGCACCGAAUGAGAAAACAAGGAAAGGACCUGCUGUUCAUUGUGCUGAGAGAUGGAACUGGUUUCCUGCAGUGUGUUCUCAAUGAUAAAUUGUGUCAGUGCUAUAAUGCCCUGGUGCUGUCCACUGAAAGCACAGUGGCUCUGUAUGGGACAGUGAAGCAAGUACCUGAGGGGAAGCAGGCUCCUGGUGGUCAUGAGCUGCACUGUGACUUCUGGGAGCUGGUGGGUCUGGCGCCGGCUGGAGGAGCUGACAACCUGCUGAAUGAGGAGUCUGAUGUUGACGUUCAGCUCAACAACAGACACAUGAUGAUCCGUGGGGAGAACGUGUCCAAGAUACUCCGGAUCCGCUCCACUGUCACACAGUGCUUCAGGGAUCACUUCUUUACCCGCGGAUACAAUGAGAUCACCCCACCCACUCUGGUGCAGACCCAGGUGGAGGGAGGUUCCACCCUGUUCAACCUGAACUACUUUGGGGAGGAGGCAUUCCUGACCCAGUCCUCUCAGCUCAGCCUGGAGACCUGUAUCCCUGCUCUGGGAGACACCUUCUGUAUCGCACAGUCCUACCGUGCAGUGCAGUACAUCACCCGCAGGCACCUGUCUGAGUACACUCACAUAGAGGCAGAGUGCCCCUUCAUCACCUAUGAGGACCUACUGAGCAGGCUGGAAGAUCUGGUGUGUGAUGUGGUGGACAGAGUCCUGAAGUCUCCUGCUGCUUCUCUACUCUACCAAGUCAACCCUGACUUCAAGCCCCCUAAGAGGCCCUUCAAGAGGAUGAACUACUCUGAUGCCAUCAUCUGGCUGAAGGAGCAUGACAUCAAAAAGGAUGAUGGGACCUACUAUGAGUUUGGAGAGGACAUCCCAGUGGUCCCAGAGAGGCUGAUGACUGAUGCCAUCGGUGAGAUCAUCCUGUUGUGCCGCUACCCGGCUGAGAUCAAGUCCUUCUACAUGAAGCACUGUCCUGAGGACCGACGCCUCACUGAGACGGUGGAUGUGCUGAUGCCUAACGUUGGAGAGGUAGUUGGAGGGUCUAUGAGGAUCUGGGAUGUUGAGGAACUGCUGGAGGGAUACAAGAGGGAAGGCAUUGACCCAAACCCUUACUACUGGUACACUGACCAGAGGAAGUAUGGUACCUGUCCCCAUGGUGGCUACGGGCUGGGCCUGGAGAGGUUCCUAACCUGGCUGCUGAACAGACACCACAUUAGAGACGUGUGUCUCUACCCCCGCUUCAUCCUACGCUGCCGACCCUGAACUACCAACUACCCUGCCCCCUGCUGGAGAUGGAUCACACUGCGCUUCAAGAGACCAAGAUGUACAUCCCAAAUGGCAACCUAUUCCCUAUAUAGUGAUAUUUUUUACCAGAGCACUAUCCCUGUGUAGAGCCCUUUAUUUUUUUCUACUGCGCUUCAAGAGACCAAGAAUCAAAUCUAAUUGUAUUUUGUCACAUGCACCGAAUUAGCGUGAAAUGCUUUUCAAGCGCUUAACCAACAAUGCAGUUCAAUAAAUAGAUUUAAGAAAAUAUUUACUAAAUAAACUAAAGUUUAAAAAAUCAAAUCAAUCGCAAGGUAACAGAAGAAAUGUACAUAACAAUAACGAGGCUAUAUACAGGGGGUACCGGUACAGAGUCAAUGUGGAGGCUAUAUACAGGGUGUUACGGUACAGAGUCAAUGUGGAGGCUAUAUACAGGGUGUUACGGUACUGAGUCAAUGUGUGGGGUUACAAUCGAGGUAAUUUGAAUGAAUUCUAAAUGGCAACCUAUUCCCUUAUAUAGUGCUAUUUUUUUACCAGAGCAUCCCAAUAGCAACCUUUUCCCUUAUUUUAUUUUUAAAGAAAAAAUAAAGAGAGCUAAUGUGCGCUAACGUGAUUAUCAUGACAUUGUAAGUAACAAGAACAUUUCCCCAGUCAUAGAUAUCUCUUAUAUGGGCAGAAAGCUUCAAUUCUUGUCAAUCUAACUGCACUGUCCAGUUUACAGUAGCUAUUACAGUGAAAAAAGACAAUGCUAUUUUUUUGAGGAUACCAUGAUAUUUUUUUGAGGAUAGUGCACAACAACAAAACACUUAUCCAGGCAACUGGUUUGAUACAUUCACCUCUGAAGGUAAAUUAUGUACUUAAAUUCAGUAAUCUUGCUCUGAUUUGUCAUCCUGAAGGUCCCAGAGAUACAAUGUAGCAUAUUUUUGUUUGAUAAAAAUCUAUUUUUACAUUCAAAUGUAGGAACUUGGUUCUACAGUUUCAACUCCUGCUGUCUCUGGCUCCACACCCACCCACCCACCCCGCCCGGCCAUCUAGAUGUGUACAAGCUAAUGAUCCAUCAUGUAUGACAUUCUUGGGAGUGUGUAAACUUAAACAUUUUGUUUAACCAUAUAAUUUUUGUAUGUUCUCUAUAGUUAUGUACUUGAAAAUGUAUCAAUUGACCAAUUUGGCACAUUUGGGCAGAUACAUAAUAUUGUCCAGUAUUGAAAAUGGUUCACUGGAACAAUCUUAAACUUUUUACACACUGCUGCCUUCUAGUGGCCAAACUCUAAAUUGCACCUGAACUGCAAUAAUACAUUAUGGCCUUUCUCUUGCAUUUCAAAGAUGGAAGUAUCCAGAUCUAAUGUGUAAUAUUCUCCUACAUUAAUUUCACAUUUCCACAAACUUCAAAGUGUUUCCUUUGAAAUGGUAUCAAGAAUAUGCAUAUCUUUGCUUCAGGUCCUGAGCUACAGGCAGUUAGAUUUGGGUAUGUAAUUUUAGGGGGAAGAAAAGGGUCAGAUCCUUUUAACUAGGCAAGUCAGUAAAAAUAACAUUCUUAUUUACAAUGACGGGCUACUCCGGCCAAACCCGGACGACGGUGGGCCAAUUGUGCGUCGCCCUUAUGGGACUCCCAAUCACGGACGGUUGUUAAACAGCCCUAUAUAGUGCUAUUUCUUUUUUAUCAGAGCAUCCCAAAUGGCAACCUAUUCUUGUUUGUAGUGCUAAUUUUGACCAGGACCAAUAGUAGUGCACUAUAUAGAAAAGAGUGUCAUUUGGGAAGAAGCCCCAUCAUCCUACUGCACUGCAAAAGCCAACAUACAAGGCUGGAGAACUAAGACAAGAUCACUUAAUUACAGUAACAAAUCCCUGCAAAUGUAAGAUUUGAAAAGUGUUUUCAAACAUGAAAUUCAUGCUGUCCAGCUAAUGUUAUUUGUCUGCCAAUAAAUGUAUACUGCAUAAGCUACAA
Salvelinus fontinalis (brook trout) is the source of this 3684-nucleotide messenger RNA. Its product is annotated as asparagine--tRNA ligase, cytoplasmic-like. The transcript is spliced from 13 exons. Gene Ontology annotation, molecular function: asparagine-tRNA ligase activity; ATP binding; nucleic acid binding. The coding region runs from base 219 to 1739 and encodes 506 amino acids. Gene Ontology annotation, cellular component: cytoplasm. NCBI's taxonomy places the organism in Eukaryota, Metazoa, Chordata, Actinopteri, Salmoniformes, Salmonidae. The record is from RefSeq and is a predicted model, not a curated record. Gene Ontology annotation, biological process: asparaginyl-tRNA aminoacylation.